AUGAUGUUGAGCGUACGAGCAUUAAGUCGCCAACUCACAAAGAGACCAUUGAGUCUUCGUUUGAACUCCACGUAUGCAAUUCCUCCAAAGCAAAUGGGAGUGGUGAUUGAGAGAAAUGGCGGGCCAUUGAUAUAUAAGGAAAUCCCCGUUCCUAAACCUAAACCCAACGAAUUGUUGAUUAACGUUAAAUUUACUGGUGUAUGUCAUACUGAUUUACAUGCUUGGAAAGGUGAUUGGCCCUUAGCUACAAAAUUGCCAUUGGUUGGUGGCCAUGAAGGUGCUGGUGUUGUUGUUGGAAUGGGUGAGAACGUAGUUGGGUGGAAUGUUGGUGAUUACGCGGGGGUUAAGUGGUUAAACGGUUCUUGUCAAGCUUGUGAGUUCUGUGAAGAGGGUAACGAAUCCAAUUGUGACCAUGCAGAUUUAUCUGGCUAUACUCAUGAUGGGUCCUUCCAACAAUAUGCUACUGCUGAUUACAUUCAAGCGGCUAGAAUCCCCAAGAAUGUCGAAUUGGCCAAAGUGGCUCCUAUUUUGUGUGCGGGGAUAACUGUCUACAAGGCUUUGAAGACUGCGAACUUGAGAGCGGGCAGCUGGGUGGCUAUCUCCGGAGCCGGUGGUGGAUUGGGGUCUUUGGCCGUCCAAUAUGCUAAGGCAAUGGGAUAUUUGGUUCUCGGUAUUGAUGGUGGAGCUGAAAAGGGUGAGUUUGUCACGGGCUUGGGUGCUGAUGUCUAUGUGGACUUCACAACUACAAAAGAUAUUGUAGCAGCUGUUAAGGAAGCCACUAAUGGGGGUCCGUUGGGAGUUAUCAAUGUUUCUGUUUCUCCUGCGGCUAUCCAGCAGUCAUUGGAUUACGUCAAGGCAACAGGCACCGUUGUCUUGGUUGGAUUACCGGCAGGAGCAGAAGUCAAAGCUAAAGUCUUUGAUACUGUAAUCAAAUCAAUUAAGAUCGAAGGCUCUUACGUUGGUAACAGAGCUGAUGCAAGAGAAGCCAUUGAUCUUUUUGCUAGGGGCAAGGUGAAUACUGAAAUCAAAAUCGCUGGGUUGUCUGAGCUUCCAAGAAUCUUUGAAGAAAUGGAACAAGGUAAGAUAAUGGGAAGAUACGUUUGUGAUACUUCCUAUUAA
Lizanozyma spartinae is the source of this 1119-nucleotide messenger RNA. Its product is annotated as zinc-dependent alcohol dehydrogenase. Gene Ontology annotation, molecular function: zinc ion binding; oxidoreductase activity. Bases 1 to 1119 code for a protein of 372 amino acids. The transcript has a single exon. The record is from RefSeq and is a predicted model, not a curated record. Lineage: Eukaryota; Fungi; Ascomycota; Pichiomycetes; Serinales; Debaryomycetaceae.